Molecule: messenger RNA, 2310 nt
Organism: Olea europaea var. sylvestris
Lineage: Eukaryota; Viridiplantae; Streptophyta; Magnoliopsida; Lamiales; Oleaceae
Product: (3S,6E)-nerolidol synthase 1-like
Exons: 9
Coding region: 1-2100 (699 amino acids)
Molecular function (GO): magnesium ion binding; terpene synthase activity
Source: RefSeq, a predicted model, not a curated record
AUGAAAUUCGAAAUUAACUCGAUACAUGAGAACAAGGUUUGGACCUUGGUCGAUCUUCCUGGUGGGAUAAAACACAUAGGUUGUAAAUGGGUUUACAAGAAAAAGGUCGAUGUGGAUGGAAAUAUUCAUACAUACAAACUAAGGCUAGUAGCAAAAGGUUACACACAAAGACAAGGUGUUGACUUUGAUGAAACCUUUUUGCCUGUACCCAUGCUAAAGUCCAUUCAAAUUUUGAUUGCAAUAUCUACAUACCAUGAUUAUGAGAUAUGGCAAAUGGAUGUCAAAAUCGCUUUCCGUAAUGAAAACUUGCAAGAGGUGUACAUGACACAGCAUGAAGGUUUUGAAUCCAAAGAAGCCAGCAAGUUAGUUGAGAAAGUUUCAAACAGGAGACAACCGCUGAUUCAACAACAGAAGCCGAGUACAUUGCUACUUCUGAAGCAGCGAAGGAAGCUGUCUGAAUCAAGAAAUAAUGGAGUUAUCAGACCAUCUCUUGUUGCAUGUAGAGCUACUCCUCAGAAGUGGACCAUUCUUGAAGCAACCUCUGAACUCACUAAACCCCACCAAAUUAUUCUGAAUGGACAAAGUUUUAAGGAUGAAUUUUCCAUGGAAUAUGAACAAAAACUGAAGGAUAUCAGGGAAAUAUUGAAAUCAGAGGAAUUAGAAAAUCAAAUAGAAAGCUUAAUGUUGGUGGAUGCUAUCCAGCGACUAGAUGUUAAUUACCAUUUUCAGGAAGAGAUUGAAGCAGUUCUUCGGCGACAUUACAUGGAAGCCACCACUUCUUUUGAUGGAUACACUCUUCAUGAUCUUUCACUUUUCUUCAGACUCUUGAGAGAACAUGGUUUUUCCAUUUCCGCAGACAUAUUCAAUAAAUUCAAGGGAAAAGAUGGGGUGUUUGAAGGGAAAUUAAAGCAAGAUAUCAGAGGAUUGAUGGAAUUGUAUGAAGCUGCGCAGCUAGUGACAGAAGGAGAAGAUAUUCUUGAUGAAGCAGCAAAAUUUAGUGGCCAAAUUGUUAGUGGCAGAUUGAAGCAUCCUUAUCACAGAAGCAUUGCAAGAUUUACUGCAAAGAAGUAUAUUAGAGAUUUCCAAGGCAUAAAUGGAUGGAGAAAAACAUUGAAAGAGCUCGCAAAAAUGAAUAUUUCCGUGGCAAAGACCGGCAACCAACAAGAACUGGCCAAAAUUUCCGAGUGGUGGAAAAACCUUGGUUUGGCUCAGGAAUUAAAGCAGGCUAGGAACCAACCUUUAAAAUGGUAUACAUGGUCCAUGGCUUCCCUGAGCGAUCCAAGCAUGUCGGAGCAAAGGCUUGAGCUCACCAAAUCCAUCACGUUUAUUUACAUAAUAGAUGACAUUUUCGAUCUUUAUGGGACACCAGAAGAACUUACUGUCUUUACCCGAGCUGUGCACAUGUGGGACUAUGCGAUCGUUCAGAUGUUACCAAAACCCAUGAAGAUGUGCUACAAAGCCCUUCUUGACACCACAAAUGAUAUAGGCUACAAGAUCUACAAAAAGCACGGAUAUAAUCCGAUUGAUUCACUAAAGUCAGCAUGGGGAAGUCUGUGUGACGCAUUCCUAGUAGAAGCUAAAUGGUUUGCUUCAGGGCACUUGCCGACCUCACAUGAGUACCUAGAAAAUGGGAAGGUGAGUUCAGGAGUACAUGUGGUGCUCGUCCACCUCUUUUUUCUUUUGGGAGUCAAUAGAAAAACAGGAGGGGCCGUUCAAGUGGAUGAUAUAUCAGAACUCAUAUCCUCUGUGGCCGCUAUUCUCCGUCUCUGGGAUGACUUUGGAAGUGCCAAGGAUGAGCAGCAAGAUGGAAAUGAUGGUUCGUACAUAGAGUGCUACAUGAAAGAGAAUCCAGGAUCAACUAUUGAGACUGUGCGGGAGUGUGUUAUUGAUAUGAUAUCAAGUGACUGGAAGCAUCUUGACAAGGAGUGUUUUCGUUUAAAUAAAAACUCAUCAAGCUCAUCUUUCACAAAAGCUUCUCUUAAUAUUGCAAGAAUGGUUCCUCUAAUGUACAGUUACGAUGACAACCAUCAGCUCCCAAUCCUUGAAGAGUUCAUCAACUCCACACUCUUUGAUGAUACUUUCUUGGUGCACCGUCCUUAAAGAAUAGCUAAAUGAUGAAAAAUUCCACAAUUCGUGGGUCCUAUUGUCUAGCCUUUUACCUCCAUUGAGAAAUUAUCUGUUGAGAAUGUUGUACGGUAGAAAUAAUUGCGAAGGCGAUGAAUUAAUGACUUGAUGCAGUGACAUCAGUAUAUUUGUUGCAUCAUAUAUUGUUUGAAAUUAAAAAUAAAGAUACAUAGUAUCCUCUUUGUC